AAAAACAAAAAAUAAAAAUAGCCGUUAUGCGUUUCAAGCCUUUCAAUGAAAACCCAAACCCCAGCUUGCAAACGCUAUAUAAACUCCAUCCCUCCUUCUCUUCUUCGCUUCAUUCGUUGUUCAAUCAAGCGCUCUCUCGAUCCCUCUCUCUCUCUCUCUCUCUCUCUCUCUUCUCUGCAAGCCAACGCGAACAUCGCCCUAUUGCCAUCAAUCUCGAUCGCCGGCGAUCCUCUAUCUUCCUCCCGAUCAUCCCGUCUUGUUAGUUUCUUGUGAUUUCUUGUUCAUAUUUCUCAGAUUCUUCGUGUUUUGCAGGGAUUUAGGUCGUUGGGUUUUGGGAGUUCUUGUUUGUUUUCUUGACGAAAUGGAUGCGGGGAUUUCCUCGUCAUCGGAGAAGGUAAGGUCUAGGUUACGCCGCCGGCCACUUCAGGAAGUCGCUGUCUCGAAGCCAUAUUUGCCCUCCAUGCGUAGCACCACCUCCUUCGUGCGCGGCUCGUCUUCUCGGAAGAAUCAGAAUUUUGACAGGUUCAUUCCAGACAGAUCAGCAAUGGAUUUUGAUCGGGCGCACUCUCUUCUAACUGAAUCAAGGAAGGAGAAGGAGAAUGCAGCUGCCUCUUCUCCUUCAAAAGAGGCGUACCGGAAGCAUCUUGCUGAGGCCCUGCUGCAGAACAGGACCAGAAUCCUUGCAUUCAAGAGCAAGCCACCAGCGCUGGUUGAAAGUGUGUUCCAAGAAGUUUUCUCGGACAGCACUUCUUCUCAUCAAUCCAAGUCAGCCAAGCAUCAGAGAUAUAUUCCACAAUCUGCUGAGAAGACAUUAGAUGCACCAGACCUAGUGGAUGACUACUAUUUGAACCUGCUGGAUUGGGGAAGCAGCAAUUUGUUGUCAAUCGCCCUUGGGAACACGGUAUACUUGUGGAAUGCAACCAACUGUUCGACCUCUGAACUUACAACCGUGGAAGAAGACUAUGGCCCUGUGACAAGCGUUAGCUGGGCUUCUGAUGGUCGGCAUAUCGCCAUUGGGUUGAACUCCUCUGCUGUGCAGCUUUGGGACACAAGCUCCAAUCGCUUGUUGAGAACUUUGAGAGGUGUUCAUCAAUCCCGUGUUGGAUCUCUGGCAUGGAACAACAAUAUUCUAACAACGGGUGGAAUGGACGGCAUGAUUGUCAACAAUGAUGUGAGAGUAAGGUCUCACAUUGUUCAGACCUACCGAGGACACCAGCAAGAAGUCUGCGGACUAAGGUGGUCAGGUUCUGGCCAGCAACUGGCCAGUGGAGGCAAUGACAACCUUCUUCUCAUAUGGGACCGUUCAAUGGCCUCGUCAAACUUCACUCCAAAUCAAAACCAAUGGCUUCACCGGUUUGAUGAUCACAUGGCAGCUGUGAAGGCCCUCGCUUGGUGCCCAUUCCAGAGCAACUUGCUCGCAUCUGGUGGGGGAGGGAGUGAUCGAUGCAUCAAGUUCUGGAACACCCACACAGGUGCUUGCUUGAAUUCAGUGGACACUGGCUCUCAAGUGUGCUCCUUAUUGUGGAACAAGAACGAGAGGGAGUUACUGAGCUCUCAUGGAUUCACACAGAACCAACUAACUCUAUGGAAGUAUCCUUCAAUGGUUAAAAUCACAGAGCUAACUGGUCACACCUCUCGAGUUCUUUUCAUGGCUCAGAGCCCGGAUGGCUGCACAGUUGCUUCUGCAGCUGGGGAUGAAACACUCAGAUUUUGGCAUGUGUUUGGAUCUCCUGAAACACUGAAAUUUGCUGCUAAAGCAGCACAUGCUGGCCCUUUCUCCAGUUUCAGCCACAUCAGAUGAUGCAUGGAAGGAGUUAUUAAUGAGAGAAGUUAUUGUUCCUCAGUGUACAUGAAGAAAGAGUAUAUUGGAGUUUGAUGACCAAUUUGAUUGUGAUUGGAUUCAAGCUUUUCUGGAGUGGACCUGCUGAAUAAUUUUCCUUGACAAUCUCAAUCAGCCUUUUCUCGUGGAAAGAUUCACUUAUUUUGUGGGAUAACUUAUUUGGAGAUUGGAUUCAUAUGGUAUAUUUGUAAACCUUAUUAUAUUAUUAUUUAGUGAGAGAUUUCUUUUUGUAAACCUAAUUAUAUUAUUUUUCCCCCUUUGAUUUGUUAAGGGUUUUUUUUUUUAUUUUUGGAGAAUUGUAAUUCUGAAAAUUGAGAGAAACUUUGAAAACCAAUCUUACAAAA
Dioscorea cayenensis subsp. rotundata (Guinea yam) is the source of this 2184-nucleotide messenger RNA. RefSeq names its product cell division cycle 20.2, cofactor of APC complex-like. The transcript has 7 exons. The record is from RefSeq and is a predicted model, not a curated record. Gene Ontology annotation, cellular component: anaphase-promoting complex. Gene Ontology annotation, biological process: positive regulation of ubiquitin protein ligase activity; positive regulation of anaphase-promoting complex-dependent catabolic process; anaphase-promoting complex-dependent catabolic process. Bases 362 to 1801 code for a protein of 479 amino acids. NCBI's taxonomy places the organism in Eukaryota, Viridiplantae, Streptophyta, Magnoliopsida, Dioscoreales, Dioscoreaceae. Gene Ontology annotation, molecular function: ubiquitin ligase activator activity; anaphase-promoting complex binding; protein binding.